This is a messenger RNA of Corticium candelabrum, 1583 nucleotides long. RefSeq lists its product as uncharacterized. The transcript has a single exon. NCBI's taxonomy places the organism in Eukaryota, Metazoa, Porifera, Homoscleromorpha, Homosclerophorida, Plakinidae. The record is from RefSeq and is a predicted model, not a curated record. The coding region runs from base 169 to 1344 and encodes 391 amino acids.
UCGUUGUGUUCAAAGCUACUUGAACUUGACGACCCUCAGUGUGGCCUCCUUUUGCUCAGACAUUGUCAUGUCCCCAGGCUGAAUUUUUUGGCUAGGACUGUGCCACCUGACAGGUUACUGCAUGCAGCUGUUUGUCAUGACCACCUUACAAGGGCUACUUUCACUGACAUGGUUGGUUUGAACGAAUUGGAUGACACCGGAUGGAGCCAGGCCACUCUGAAGGUUGGGUUCGGCGGAUUUGGCUUAUCAUCAACUCAGAAGAUGGCUCACCUAGCAUUUCUGGCGUCAUGGGCACACUCUUUGAAAGAACUGCCAUUGAGAUUUCCACCUCUGAAAGAUCGUUUAGAACGGUUUAUUGAAGGUAGCAAUACAGGACAACUUAUUCGUACAUUGGUGGCAAAACUACCACCCAAGUCGGGUGCAGAUGAUGACGAGCAGUUUCACACCUUAGAGCAGAUGACAGAAUACCCUAGAAAAUUGCAACAUCGCCUGACGGUAGACGCUUCUCAUAAACGAUCAGAAGAAGUUAUCAAAAGCAUGAACUCAGAGAGACAUGUUGCAAGGAUCAGGUCCUUACACGGAAAAGGAGCUGGAGCAUGGCUAGAGGUAAUACCAACUUCAGACAAGAACGCACUGAAGCCGAAUGAAUUUCGUGUAGCGUCUUGUAUGAGGCUGGGUGCUGGUUUGCCUUUCAGCCGGCUGCUUAAGACGUGUGACUGUGGAACUGAGCUGGAUCGCGAGGGCUACCACCUUUUGACAUGUAAAUAUGGAGGUGGACCUGUGUGGACGCAUAACUCCAUAGUGUCUGCAUGGAGUGAUUGCCUAAGCGAUUUACUCAUUCCCCAUCAAAUAGAACCGAGACAGCGAUUUGUAGACAACGAAAACCGGCCUGACAUCACGCUUUACGACACUGACACUGGGAUCACAAAAGAAUGUGAUGUUUCGAUAGCUCACCCUUGGAGCAAAGACAUUAUUAAAGGUGCAGCCAGAGAAGGUGGCCAUGCAGCAGCUAAACGAGAGGCAGCAAAGUCAAAAAAAUACUCAGAGGAAUCGCUUGCGGAUGGAUCGAAGCCUAUAGUUGUCCCACUCGUCUUUGAACACUUCGGCAGAUGGGGCUUAAAGGCUGACGAGCUGAUGAAUGAACUGGGGAAGAAGGCGAGAGGCUUUGAUGGAAGAAGAAUUGCGGUAGAGUUUAAAACCUUCUGGGGGAAAAGACUGUCUAUUACUCUUCAAAAAUGCAACAGCAGAGUGAUUUUGCGGAAGCUGUCAAGGCUUUCUGUGCGCUCAUUAGGAGAUGACAGUGUUUUGGGAGUAGAUAGAGACAUUCAGUGUUUUACUCAUUAGCAAUAGUCUCGGACUACAAGUAGAACAUUUCAUUUUAACAAUAACUGUUUGUAGUAGUGAAGAUUGUUGACAAUAAACUUGAUUCUGUCUGUCUGUCUGUCUGUCUGUCUGUCUGUCUGUCUGUCUGUCAAAAACAUCUAUUGGUAAACAUCAACGCUAUUACAGUCAACGCUAAAUCACUAUCUAUGAGUCCAAGAAAAAUGACCCAAAGGGUCAUGAAAUGAAAGCUUAACGUACAC